ACAUCCUCCUCCAUGCAGCCACUCUUCACUCUUCUUCAACUCACUACUUAACCGCAGCGGGCAGUCUGCACAGUGUGGAUACUAUAGCAGCACCCAGUUGCGACCUGCGAGCGUUUUCUUUUCCCACAAUGUAUCCGAAUCGGGACUAAUACCCGCCUGGUUUACCUUUAUCCACAUUUGCGGAGCCUGGGUCGGAGAAAUUCGACAUCACAUCGUCCGGGGGGGCAGUUAAUUCACGAGCUGAGCACUUUGUUGCAGAUAACAGAGGACGAGUAGGGAGGACGUGCAGUGAUAACAUGAGUCUGGUGGAGGUGAGGCAGACAGCAGGGUCUCUCACCCUGUCCCUGUCCAGCAACGACUCUAAGGAGCGCUACUUCGACCGCGUGGACGAGAGUGACCCAGACUACCUCCGCAGCAAAAACAUGUCGCCGGACCUGAGGCAGGACUUCAACAUGAUGGAGCAGAAGAAGAGGGUCACCCAGAUCCUGCAGAGUCCAGUGUUUAAAGAUGAGUUGGAAGGCCUUAUUCAGGACCAGAUGACAAAGGGGAACAACCCUACAGGUCUCCUGGCUCUGAGACAGAUUGCUGACCUGGUCAUGGCCAGCACCUUGGGAGGGGCUGGUCCCUUGACUUCACCCAUAAGCUUUGGGAUGGUGACUCCAGUCAACGACUUGUAUGGCAUCGAGUCUCCCUCCUUUACUAAGGGGGAGAAACAGAGUCGCUGCAGGCUGGCCAGCCUCUACAGGCUUGUUGAUCUCUUCAACUGGGCUCGUUUUACAAGCUCCUACAUUACUGUACGUGUCAAUAAAGAGCAGGACCAUGUUCUUAUUAGUCCACGAGGUCUGUCUUUUGCUGAGGUGACGGCAGCUAAUUUGGUAAAGGUGAACAUAAUCGGUGGUGUGGUGGACCAGGGUUCUACUGAUCUGGGUAUCGACCACUUUGGGUUUUCUCCUCAUUCUGCCAUUUACUCAAUGCGCCCUGAUGUGAGAUGUAUCAUCCACAUACAUACCCCUGCUACAGCUGCUGUGUCCUCGAUGAAAUGUGGAAUCCUGCCCAUUUCCCAGGAGGCUUUGCUUCUGGGAGACGUGAGCUGCUUUGGUUUCCAUGGCAGCCUGGAUAAUAAAGAGGAGAAGGUGGAAUUUCAGAAAGCUCUGGGCCCUACUGCCAAGGUGAUGAUCCUGAGGAACCAUGGGCUGCUUGCUUUGGGAGAAACAGUAGAAGAAGCUUUUCACUACGUGUACCACUCACAGCAAGCUUGUGAAAUCCAGGUGAAUGCCUUGAGGUGUUCAGGCAGCGUGGACAACCUCGUGCUCCUGGACAGGGAGAGGUUUAGACCCCUGACCCAGGGAGUGGCCGCCGCCGGGGUGGUUAUGGACAAUGAAGUGAAGUGGAAGGUGGGCGAGGCCGAGCUGGAGUCCCUUAUGAGGAUGCUGGACAACCUGGGAUACAGAACAGGCUACUCAUACAAGAACCCCAUUGUUCGUGAAAAACCCCGCUCUAAGAACGACGUGGAGAUCCCUGCCACUGUGUCGGCCAUGCCACCAGAGGACAGUGAGCUGGGAUUGCGGAGCCCCUUCAAGUUUAUGGUGCAGAAACAGCAGAAAGAAAGGACCCGGUGGCUCAACUCGCCCAACAGCUACUUGAGGGUCAAUGUUCCUGAACAGUCACCCAGUGGGGAUGUCAGCCCCAGGACCAAAACCAUGUGGAUGAAGUCUUCACAGCCAGGCAACAGCGUUGGCACACCAAUAAAGAUCGAGGACCCCAACCAGUUUGUGCCACUCAACACUGAUCCCACAGAGGUUUUGUAUAAGAGGAACCGGAUAAAAGAACAGCACAGAGGUGACCUGAUGACUGCAGGACCAAAAUCUCAGUUACUAGCAGGCAUUGUUGUGGACACCAUACCAGGGCCAGCUUUCAUCAUUGAGGACGAGGAGCACACUCGCUCUCUUCCCCCAAACCCUUUCAAUGAGCUCUCCGAGAAGGAGCUGGAGGAAUACAAGAACACGGUAGAGAGAAAGCAGCAAGGCCAAGAAGAAGAUGAUGAUGCCACUGAUGCAGAUGAGAUGACGACAUUUGAUGGCUCUACUAUUUCCCUCUCCCUCUCUCCCCUAAUGACGCCAGCUAAACAUGACACAAUUCCCAAUGGGAAAGACCACUUGGCAGAAAUGGAGGAGGCCCUGAGCAUUGAGGUAUCCAAGCUGAGCAUGAGCACUUCGGAAACGGUGGAUAUCAGCAUUACAUCGAAGGAGAGCAUUGGGGAGGCUCAGACCCUGGAGAGUCAAACCAAGUCCCCAAAGAAAAAGAAAAAGAAGUUCCGCACACCUUCAUUCUUGAAAAAGAGCAAGAAAAAGAAGGACGAGAAAGAAAAAACUGAAGCCUGAGGGCAUUUACUGUAAAAACAGUGUUUUUACUUGGAAAACAUCUGAAUUGUGUUCUGAAUUUUCAGCUUGUUGAAGUAAAGUGAAAUAAUACAAAUGACUAUCAUUUAGUCUGAUAAAAGUUUUUACACAACGUCCCUCAUUCACAGCUAUUUAAUGUGAAAGUUUUUCCAAGAUGGUAAAAUGGAUGCGUUUUUGUCAGAAUUUCUGAAUUUUAUCAAAUGAAAGGUGAAUGCUAAACUGCAUAUUUGUCGUUAAAACCCAUAUUUUGUUUUAUUUUUACUUUUUAUUUUCUGCAUACACAAUUUAACAAGGUUUUUAGAACAAUAACUAAAAACCCGGUUGACCAAAAUACAAAAGAAAGGGACAUAGCCCAUGCCCAGCCACCAAGAGAGAGAGAAACAGAGGGAAGAUAAAUAAAUAAAGAGAUUGUUACCCAUAUUUUUAAUGGGGUAUCAUAGGACUACAAUGUUGUGAAGGUUAUGAAAACAUCAGAUUACAGUUAUGUUGUUUUUUUUCUUUUUGCACAAGUUCAUUGUUGAAUGUAUACGGAAAGCUAAAAAAAUGUUUCAAUGAUUUUUUUAAUAGUAGUGUAACAGUGGCUGAACAUACACGACAUACACAACAAUUAGCCUUAUAAGAAGUACGAUUUGUAUUCAUAGUUAUAAUAUCUUGUAAUAAUAUAUGUUGGUUUAUAUUAUAGGUAUUACAAUAUAGUGUUUGAUAAAUGAUUUGAUAGUCUACAUAUUUACUUUACAUACUAACUCUUAAUACUAAACAUGCUGUGAUUGUGAUUGAUAAUUCAUUAAUAAUUCAUGUUUUUACAUUUAUGUUAGUGGUAUUUUUCCCAUGGUUGCUGCUUUAUUGUAAUUUUGACAAGGAAUUGACUGUGACUAACAGAAGGAGCUCAGCGAAGUGAUGACUUUUGCAUACUGAUGUUUAUGAGUUUGACUUUUACAGAAUCGACAGGGAGUCACUUGUUUGGAUGUUGACAAUGAAAGUGCCAGGCGUGAAUCACAGAAGGUUCAGUGUGAUGGAUGUUUUGACAGAUUAUGUCCAAAUAGUCAGUUGAUGGCAAUAUGUGGUUGAAAGCUCAUCUUCAUAGCCACUGUUAUAUUUUGAGUUUGAUAUAAAGAGUAUUAAAGGACCGUAUAUUUACAUCCCAGUCAAUAAUGUGAACCCAAAGGAAGUGAACUCUUUGCCUUUGUAAAUAGUUUUUGUGAAGUUAUUUUGUUACGGUAAACCAAAUGUUAAAUGAUGAAAUGUGACAGUACAAUCUAAUAACAAUAUUUUAACACUCCUGUUAUCAUUCACCUUAAUGCACAGCACAUUGUGUUUACAAAUCAUAUAAUGUAAUUUGUAUGCCGAGUGCUUGUAUUUUCUCUGUGGUUUACAUUACUAUCUGUCACCUGAGGUUUUUCCCCAUGGUGCUUUACAUUUUUAGUCACCUUGCCUCAAAGUCAGUCCUUUUAAAAUUGCCUUCCACCAGAUGUAAUAAAAGCUGGCAUAGGUUUCAAUAACUGUUUUAUUGCCCUCUUGCUUAUUGGCUGAAAGGUAUUUGGUGUUAUCAUUUCUUAUCUUUAUCUUAUCUCUUUAAUGCAUUUUCAAACAUGAACAGGGUUUUUUCUUUUUUAUGUUGUUGGAUAUUUAUGCAUUUGUUCCAGCUGUGACAUUUCAUUCUGGUUCAACUCCAGCUCCAGUUCUAAGAGACUACACAACACCUCAAGUAUGAAAUAAAGCUUUCUAGAAAACUGUU
Messenger RNA from Micropterus dolomieu (smallmouth bass), 4134 nucleotides. RefSeq names its product adducin 3 (gamma) b (gene add3b). The coding region runs from base 297 to 2381 and encodes 694 amino acids. NCBI's taxonomy places the organism in Eukaryota, Metazoa, Chordata, Actinopteri, Centrarchiformes, Centrarchidae. Gene Ontology annotation, cellular component: postsynaptic density; cytoskeleton; plasma membrane. Gene Ontology annotation, molecular function: actin filament binding. The transcript has 15 exons. The record is from RefSeq and is a predicted model, not a curated record. Gene Ontology annotation, biological process: barbed-end actin filament capping.